This is a messenger RNA of Olea europaea var. sylvestris, 5038 nucleotides long. RefSeq names its product E3 ubiquitin-protein ligase MBR2-like. The record is from RefSeq and is a predicted model, not a curated record. Gene Ontology annotation, molecular function: ubiquitin protein ligase activity. Lineage: Eukaryota; Viridiplantae; Streptophyta; Magnoliopsida; Lamiales; Oleaceae. The transcript has 8 exons. The coding region runs from base 3242 to 4879 and encodes 545 amino acids.
CAUUUAUCUCCUGCAAUAAUCCACUAACCAGAGCCAGCCAGAGGCAUUGCGGAUUCAUGAGUCAACCUCUAUUAAUUACUUUCACCGUUUCGUCCAAGUAAUCUCUUUCUAUAUCUCCAUCUGUUCUAUAUAUAAGCUUUUCUCAAUUUAUCAUUCAUCUGAAAUCGUCCGAUCAUCGAUUACAGGAGGCAAGGGUUGCUGGUGGCUUGUUCUAAUGGAGGUAUUGACGUUUGAUAUGUAAGAAUCUAUAUAUCAAGUUAUUAGUCCAAGCAUAGGGCCUUUUCAAGUUCCUUGAUCCUGUAUUUGGGAACCGUGACGAUAUAUCAUUUUCGUUCAUCUCCUUUUGCAUUUAAAAUGAACAUGAUUAGUGAAGCCUAUGGAGUGAGGGGUAUAACUUGCAGGUGACGUAUCUCGAUGGUUAGAUUUCUCUCUCUUGCCCUUGCUCCUUUUUCUGAUAAUUGCUUUCAACAACUAAUUUCCAUGGAUUAGAUCAGUUUUCUAACUGUUGCUUGUAGUUUAGUACUCAUUAAUAGUAAAAAGUUCUUCGCACUGUUCUUAAAUCGUGUCUUACACUGGUGGGAUGAUGUGGACAAAAUAUUGAAUUGGGUUGUAAAAACGUCUUUUGUAGCUCAGUGACACUUUAACUAUGGAGAAUUUGGGCAAUCACCAGUAUCCUAGCCACAUAUAGGAUACAUAUUUAGUGGAUAGCUAUUUAGUCUCACUAAUAUGAAGAAUCUGAAUCAAAAAUCGUAUUGCAGGAACUUUUUUGAUCUAUCUGGAUGACUGGUGUACAGGUUUGAUUUGAUUUGAUAUCUGGUGUUCCCUUCAAGAAUUAUUAGAUUGACCUACAAAUAAUGCAGUGUCUUAUGCUUCAGCCUUUGAACUGGACAAUAAAAUAUAGGAUAUUGGAUUUUGUCAUUUUUGGCAGAACACUAUGAUUUCUUGCUUUGUGGGAUUUAUUUGACCAUCAAACAUUCUGCUCCAACGACGUGAUGUUCCACUGCAAAUCCACUGCAGUUAAUAACAUUAUAAUUUCUUGCUUUUCUGCUCCAACGACGUGAUGUUCCACUGCAAAUCCACUGCAGUUAAUAACAUUAUAAUUUCUUGCUUUUCUGCUCCAACGACGAGAGGCUCCACUGCGAAUUUCUUGCAAUUAAUUCCAAGGAUGGAUGCUAAUUGUUGAUAAAUGAUUCCAGAUACAUUUUGGUGUUUGGGGAUAUUUUUUGGUGUGAGAGGACUGGCAAAUUUGUUUCCUUGUAUCAUGAUGCCAGACAAGUGUCUUUGGAACACUAAUGUCUUUAAAGCCUUUCUAUUGCCUUUAGAUAUCAUGUUAAUAGCUGUUUUCUCAAUGCAUAUGGGUAACAGUGAAUUGAUGUGUUGAGUUGGAUUCAGCUAUAAAUGUGCUGAUUGGAGAUCUUUAUAUGGUGAUUGUAUGGUGGGGGAAUGUGUGGUUGGCUUGUGGCAACUAUGCUUCUGAUGAUCUAUAUAUAGAGAAACUCAGAAACUGGAUAGAACCUCUUGAAAUGAAUACCUACUUUCUCCGCUUGUCAGCAACAGAUCCUUAUAUUGAGUUCCGUGCUGGUUAAUCAUCUAUUUAGCUGACUUUUUUGAGCUAUUGAUGCUUAUGAUAAAGUUCAUAAGUUGUGAUCUCGAGUGAUGACUGAGAAUAUCUCUAGUAAGAUAGCAAUCAAGAUCAAUGGAGGGUAGUGGAUACAUAACUGCAUCAUAAAAAUAAGUUUAAUUCCUGAUGCUUGUUGGAUGUUACCAAACUUUUAGGGCAUGUGACUUGUUAUAUAGCAUACCAACAUCAGUACAUUAGUUAGAUGGAGAGCGGCCAACAUAGUUUACCGGAGUUCUCACAUUCAAUUAAUCUUUCUGCUGGCAUGUUUUUUCAUGGCUUGAUGGUAGUAGAGGUGAAGACGGAUGCUGUCGUUUUGAUGCAUUCAGAACAUUCUUCUUGACAUUUUAGGGGUAUUCAAGCCUCCAUAUCGGUGGACAAGCUUCUUCUCACAGAGACACUGCAUGACAACUUUAUUAGCUCGAGGGUUCAUUUUGUUUUUCUUGGGUGCUCAAACGUCUCACUGCUAUAUGAGACUGGUGAAAGUUUGUAACUAAUUAUCAUUUUUUGUCAGAAGAUUUGUUCAACUCUUUAAAUGACAUCAUUUCAUCAUUUGGUCAAAAAAAAAAAAAAAAAAUUGCUGCCAUGGAAGACCCUUGAAGUUGUUGUGUAUAGUUUGCACUUUAUUAUCCUUACCAAGGAUUGACUUUUUCCAACUAAUUUAUUGGACUACAAUUUAUUUCUGAAGUAUUUCCUAAUCUUUUGCCAAUUUUUCAUUUUUUUUUUCUUUUUGCAUUGUCAUAGGAGAAUCCUGCUGAAAUUAUCUUUUUGAUUUGCAAUCGGUGAAUAAUUCGGAGCAUGCCAUAGAUUUCAAAAGCAUAGCCUUCUUGUCUCUGUACGUCAUCAAGUAAACAAAACAGUCUAUUAGUUCUGGGCCCACGAUGAUUGUAGUUUCCUGUUGUAAAUGAGAUUAAAGGAGGUUUGCUAGUAUGUGCUCUGUCUAAUAACUCCUAAAUCUUACUACAUUCUAUGUGUGUCAGGAGGAUGGGGUGAAUUUAAGUCUUCUUCUCUGUAGUAAUGCUGUUUCCCUGAAGGUUCUUGUUGCCAUCAUUGCUUAUCUAAAAGGAUAUAUCUUCACUAAAACAUUCUUACUUUUUGGUGUGGCCCUAUACCAUUUCUACGUCACAGAUCAUCGCCAAGGAUCUAUAUUAAGUGACAUGAUUAGUGUGUGUAGUUGUCUCAGGUGUGGGAAUAUUUGCAAAGAUCCAGAAGGCAUGGCUUGCUAUAGGGUGCUUACGGUGCUUCUGGAAAUAAAAGAUUUUAAUUAUCACAAAAGUUCCCCGCGUCAUGCAUUUGAUAUCUUUCUGGACCUAUAUGUCUGGUUAGUCAGAUUUUUUUUUAGGCAUAUGUGAGUGCACGCAUAACUCUACCCUUUUCCUAGAACGGCUGAAGAGUGUGUCAUACACAUGAGUCCACACAAACCAUACUGUUUGCUUAAGGUGAGUAAAAGAAAUUAUUGAAAUAUUUGACAUCUAUAUUCAUCGAUUUAAAGGAUAUAUUCACUGGCUUACAUGGCGGGAGCAGUAUUUAGCCAUAUUGAGAUUAAUACUAUACCGUGAGAAGUUUGAAGUUUAUAAAAGGUUCUUGUUUGCUAGAUAAAUAAAGUUCUGCACUUAGACAGCUAUGGAGAGACACUCAUUUAACACAUCUCAUAUUUUUGAGAGUGAUAAUGAUCAGGGAUGGAAUCAUGCAGAACAAUCUUACAUGCAUAUUGUGAGGGCUGGUGUUUCUGAAACCAGUUCUCUUGUUCGUCCUGUGGAUAAUAUGACAAUACCUGGUGGACAUUUUGCUUCUCAGUGGACUCCUGCUCCGAGUUCGGACGCAUACUCUUCCUCUAUUUAUAAUGCUGAAAUGCUGCAAUAUCCACCACAGGCUCCUGCUUCAUCUCGUGAUCCAUUUAUUCAUCACUCUACUAAUGGGACCUUCCAUAUGCAUCAAGAAAAUUAUUCUCAUCAUGCAUCUUCAUCCAAUCUUGGUGGACAGACAGUCCCUGGGGUAGAUUCUGGCUGUUUUGAUCAGAGAAUGGGCAAUGAAAGAGUAGCAUUUAAGCGAAAAAGCCCUGGAAUCCCUCCUGUGUGUGAGAGAAGUGUUACAGGCAGAUAUUACGAUGUUGGAAGUUCAUCCAAUCUCUCCUUGCCAAGUGACUCAUGGCAGGAGAAGCAGAGUACAGAAUCUCAUCAUAUGCCUUGGGAGUGUCCUCCCUGUUAUAGAGGUAAUAGCCUCUCUAUUGGCACUGAAGGUAUGCCGAGGAAUGUGAGAACUAGACCUUCAGUUGACUUGGAAACCAAUUUGGCCAGGACACGUUUAUCAAGCAAUCCUUUGUAUCCUUCUCUGUCUAAUCAGUCUUCUGAUCAAUCUAGCCAACAAAAUAUCUGGGGACAGAGUUCAAAUGCUCCGACAACGGAAUGGAAUCAUAACCUCGUAGCACCUGCUGGUCAUGGGAUGGUUUUUGCGUCAGUUGCAGGUUCCAGUGUCUUGAGUCAUGAGCCUAACUCUCUAAAUGCAGUAAACAGUCAUCCUGGUGCUCCCCUUGAGAUUGGGGGGUACCAAAACGAUGUUGCCUCAAACAGAAACACUGUUCCUCAAAAUGUACACAGUAACUCAGGUCAAUCUGUUAGAGGGGUUCGAAGCAGUUACGGCCAAAGGUCUGCCUCAACUUUCAGGGAUGGUUCAAGCAACGUCCUCCCUGGACACGUGGCUAUGUCGGAUGAAGGUCCGCAAAUGGUUGCAGAAAGUUAUCACAUGAGACAUCCACGAGCGUUUCCCGCCAUAAGAUUUCGCAACAUUGACAGAAACGGAAGAAAUUUGAUGUCUAGUGACAGACAUCGAUCAUUUACUGGGGAGGCAAGUCUCCAGGAUCGACUGACACCUGAGAUGGUUGUGGACCCCUCUGUAUUUUAUGGAUCCAGAAGUCUGUUCGAUCAACAUAGAGACAUGAGACUUGACAUUGACAAUAUGAGCUAUGAGGAACUCCUUGCACUGGGGGAGAGGAUUGGCAAUGUAAACACAGGCUUGUCUGAUAGUUUAAUUGCGAAGUGUUUGAUGGAGUUGAUGUAUUGUUCGUCGGACCAAUUCCAACAAGGAACUUGCGUUAUCUGUCUGGAAGAAUACAAUAACAUGGAUGAUGUCGGGAGACUGAAAGUAUGCGGGCAUGAUUUUCACGUCGCCUGUAUUCAGAAAUGGUUGUCAAUCAAGAACAUGUGUCCUAUCUGCAAGGGUUCUGCCCUGGAUGACAGUGUGAAGGAGAAAUUAUGUAUUUAAGUUACUCCAUAAUUUACAAUACUUUUUGUAAAUAUGUGGGUUAAAGACAUUCCUCAAAAUGGAGGAAAUGAAUACUGAUAAACAAGACUUUUAAAGGCAAAUGCCAAUUUCAGUUUAUUUUCAUUAGCAUAUCUCUUUAUGCUAUAAUCUUUAUGGUAA